Messenger RNA from Astrephomene gubernaculifera, 5666 nucleotides. The record is from the annotation of a GenBank genome assembly. Lineage: Eukaryota; Viridiplantae; Chlorophyta; Chlorophyceae; Chlamydomonadales; Astrephomenaceae.
GAAAGAGAACAAAAAAUACUUGUGUGCAUUUAAAGCUCGUGCUAAAAUGCCCUCCAUGCAUGAAUUGCUGGCACAUGAUUGGCCUAGAGGCGGAUUACGAGCUUGCCAGUAGAUAUGCUAUCAGUACACACCUGAACAAUGCCUUUUCAAAGGUAUUAGGCUUUACUCACGUUGUUAUGUCUCCAACCGCGCGUCAAUGGCGCCUUCAUACGCCAACUAGAAUCUAUCUUGUUUGAAACACUGCAAAGCAUGGAGCUUCGAAAACGACGUAUCACUGCGCGCUUCGGGGACGAGGUGUCACUGGACGUUGUGCUAAACCUUGCGGAGCGAUGCAGACACAUCAUCCUAUUCACUGGGAGCGGCAUUUCUGCGGCGUCAGGCAUGUCCAUGUUUAGCACCCGCAACGGCCUGUAUGAGCGCGCUCGUAAGAAAUUCAAGGUGCAGGAUGGCAUCAAGCUCUUCACGUACUCCUUCUACCGGCAGCGCCGAGCGGAAGUGCAGGCCUUCUUCGCCCAGAUCUACUCCGAGGCGCAGGCCAGCCGGGCCGCCACCGGACACCACGCCAUGUCGCAGCUGCUGCAGCUGGGGGCGCUGCAGCGGCACUACACGCUAAACAUUGACGGGCUGUCAGAGGUGGUGGGUAUGGACACGUGGCACCACGAGCGCAACCCACAGGGCUCCACGGUGGAGAUGCACGGCAACAUCAGGCAGUUGGUGUGUCCCAGCUGUCAUGCCGUGGAGUCGCUGAGCCGCCACAACAUCAACCUCAUGCGCGCGCAGCAGCCGGUGCCGUGCGGCGCAUGCGGCAAGGACCAACUGAGGUUCAAGGUGAUGUUGUACGACGACGGCGAGGGCGACUGCAUCACCCCGGAGCACGUGUUUGAUGUGCUGGAGGAGGAUCUCAAGGUGUGCGACAUGGUGGUGUGGGCGGGCAUCAGCUUCCAGCAGUCGGCCUCUGUCGAGUACUUCCGGCGCGUACGACACAUGCUGGGCACACUGGGGCGGCUGAAUGCCGUACCGCAGGUGCUCAUCAACCCCAGCGAGGAGCCCUACUUCAAUCUCCUCUCCGCGCUCUCCAACCCCAACGGGCUACAGCUACUGGACGUGCGGGAGACCAGCGACGUGGCCUUUCCCGCCAUGGCGGCUCGCAUACGCGAAGCGGUCAUGCGGGAGAUGGAGGAGGAGGGGCAGCAGGGCGGACGAGAAGGAGGGGGAGGCGCAGAGGCGCGGGGUGACCCACGGGUCGCUGCUGUUGGGGCAGCAGGCGCGGCAGCGGGGGUUCCGGUGGCCGGCUUUGAGGCCGCCGGGGCUGCGGCGUUGCUUGGUGGCACCGGCGGCGGCGGAGGUGCUGCAUGCGCGACUGUUCCGCCGGCCCUGUUGUUAGGGAUGAACGGUAUAGCUGGCAACGGGCACUUACUGCCUCCUCAGCAACAGCAGCACCCGCACCCACACCAAACGGGACCACACCAGCAAGUGUCGCAUGGGGACGAGGAGCUAGGCGGAGCAGCGACAGCAACAGCGGCAUCAGGAGGCCCCCCUGCGCACCCCCAAACAGCAGCUGCGGAGGCGGGGCUGCACCCCACACCGCCACAGCAGCUGGAUUCAGCCACGCCACCUCCCUUACCACCGCUGCCGCCGCAGCAAGAGGGCAACGGCGGCGGUUGCUACCCGUACGCCCAUCUACUGGCUCCGCCGCCGCCGCUGCCCCUCGGCUUGGCCCUGACCACUGCCCCGGUGGGUGCGGCGGCUGCUGCCCCAGCGGAAGCACCUCCCGCAGGAGCGGCUCAAGCGCUCGCAGCGGCUGCAGGUGCUGGUGCUGGUGGUGGUUGCAUGGCCGUAGGUGAAGCCAUGAAGGAGCUGGAAGCCGCUGCGGCGGUGGAGGCGGCCGCGCAGUGGGGCGCGGAGGUGGGGCUGCUGCGGUCUGAAGCAGAUGAAGGACACCUGCCUGCCGAACUACCCACAGGUGGGGGCGCAGCAGGCGGCAGGGAAGAAGCCGGCGCAACUGCCCUGUCGGGUUGCUCCGCCGCCGCUGCAGCCUUUGUUGGAGCCGGCAUGCUGCCGAACGGACUUCAUGGGAAUGGGUUCGGAGCAGCAGCGACUAUGCCGGGUAUGUUACCGGCAGCGGAGGGUGGCAGCAACAUGUACGGCACAGGCGGUUGUGGCGGUUUUCCGGCACUGCCCCUGCCACAGGGUGUGGAGGCGGCGGCAGUGGCGGGGGCCGGGAGCGGUGGUAGCGGUGGUUUGCCGGCGGAGGUGAAGGUGGAGGAUGGUGGAUUUGGGGAGGUGACGGCAGCAGCUGCGGCUGCGGGCAUGGCUGAAGCUGCUGCCAAGAGCAGGUGCUCUAGCGGGGGUGGGCAGGCCGGCUGCAACGGUGUAGGCAAUGGCGCUGGCCUCGACGCCAUCGCUUGUGUUAAGGCGGAAUGGCCGCCGGCGGCGACGGCGGCCAUGGCAGGAAUGGGGGCCAUGGCGGGAGUCAUACCGUCCUCUUUGCAUGUCGCGCCGACAGCCAUGGAUGCUGCUGCUCUUGCCGCCGCUGCGGCUGCUGCUGCGGGGGUAACAGCGGCGGCUUCUCAACAGGUCUCCGGAUUUACCCGCGCCUGCAGCAGCGGUAGCGCCGGCGGCGGCCGCAGCGCUAAGAAGCUCAAGACGGAAGCGGCAGCGGAGGAGCUUAUGGACGAAGACAACGCACCGCUGUUCGUGGAUGACGCGGAUGAUUCAGACUACCGGGAAGGCGCGGACGAGGAUGAGGGGCGCUGCAGACGCACGGGACGCGGGCGGGGCCGUGGCAGGGCUGGCGGCGGGAGGGGCCGCGGCGGCAGGGGGCGAGGCGGCGGAGGCGGCAGGGGCAGGGGAGGUCGGACUGCAGGGUCCACCGGCAACGGCGCGGCUACUGCCGCUGGUGCUGCUGUUGGGGCUGCUGCUCCUGCAGGCCUGAUGGGAGGGGUGGGGCUGCCGGGCCAGAAUCCCUCCCUGGCGUUGCUGAUGGGGCUGGCGGGUGCAGCCGGCGGGAUGGGAGCAGCAGCAGGCGGUGCAGGGGGACUGGCGCAGCUGCUGAGCAACCCGGUAGGACUGCGUUUGGCGCUUGCUGCUGCACUGGCUCAACAGCAGCAACAGCAGCUGCUACAGCAGCAGCAGCAGCAGCCUCCUCAGGCGGCUGUGGUGCAACAACAGCAGCAGCAGCAGCUACAGCAGCUGCAGUUGCUUCAGCAGUUGGCGCAGCUUCAACAACAGCAGCAGCAGCAACAACAGCUGCUGCAAUUGCAGCAGCACCUGCAACAGCAGCAAGCGCCUGCGCUGCAACCACAACCGCAAGCUGCGGCUGCUGCUAUCGCACAGUUGGGCCCCCAACAGCAGCAGCCGGCGGCGGUGGCGGUGUCCGGGGCACCGCAGGGCUGGUUGGAGGCCUUGCAACAGCAGCAACAACAACAACAGCAACUGCAACAGCAGCUGCUAGCAACCACCCAACCGCCCGCACACCCGCAGGCGGCGCCCGCGCCCCAACACAACCACUUGCAACCACCCGAGCAGCCGCAACCUCAGGCAUCGCCGUUGCUGCAAGACCAGGCCAUGCAACAGCAACAGGUGCAGCAGCAGCUGCUUGACUCCCACCCUCAUGUACACCCGCAUUCAUUGCUGCAGCAGCAGCAGCAGCCACACCUCCCGCACCUGACGCCAGACCAUCUGGAUGCAACCGCCGGCGCUUCUGUCGCCUCCUCCUGCGCCGGGUUGCUGCCGCCGCCACAGCAGCAGCAGCAGGAGGAGGAGGAUGGCGUGAUGCUACACGGGGGGCAGCAGCAGGCAGCCAUCAUGCAACACAGCGACCUGGCAGCAGCAGCUCCUUCUUUACUGACGGCGGCGCCGCCUCAACAAGACCAACAACAGCUGCAACAGCAGCAGCCACUGCAGCAGCACCAGCAGCAAGAUCAACACUCCAUGGCGACAUUGGACAACACUCAAGACUUCCUGCAGCAGCUACAGCAGCAGCAACAACACCUCGCAUCCUACUCCGCAGCAGGACUGCAGGAGCAGCCACAGCAAGAGGCCGCCCAUCCUGCCUUGCUCCCACAGCAGCAGCAGCACUCCUCGCCGCCCCACUCUAGCGAGGUGCCAGUGCUUGCUAUACAGCAGCAACAAGAACAGCAGCUGCUGCAGCUGCAGGAUCAAGUGCCGCAGUCGCAACCGCAGCUGCAAGAGCCGCAACAGCAGCUGGAGGCAUUUCAGCUGCAACAACUCCUCUAUCACCAUUUCAUGCAGCAGCAGCAGCAACAACUGCAACAGCAGCAACAACUGCAGCAGCUGCAGCUACCUCAGGAAGUGCCCCAACAGCCAGCCCAACUCUUCCAAAUGCCGGCACAGCAGCAGCUACCGCCCCAGCAGCCCCAGCAGCAGCAGCACUCCCCGCUCCUCCACUACCCCAGCGGCGAGCCGCCGUCCCUCACAAACCCGUCCUUAUCAAACCCCUACGAGCUGCAGCCAUCAGCGCAACAACAAGCGCUUGAAGCCGGCUCCUUCCCGCAACCGAUGCACGGGAUGGGAGGUACGGAGGUCUGUACUGGACAGGCUGCACUUCCGCCGCAGCAGCCGAUGCAGCAGCCGCAUGAGCAGUCAGCGGCUUCGUGAGGCGAGUAAGGGAGGGAGGUAGCCUUGCGAGGAAUGUGAUGAGGACCUGCGGCAGGGGAGCGAGGUACGAGAGCGCAGGGCGAGUGCCCCGGGAGAUUGUAGGGUCCGGAGUGGCUUCUGGGAGAUGAGAUUGGGAAAAGUGGACGUGGAUGGGUAAGCCGUGAGGCGACCAACGGAGAUGUGUAUUGGGGGUUCCUUAUACUUGUGAAUGUUGUGGUUUAGGGUGUUAAGGAUGUUUCUUAGUAGAUGUUUCAUUGCCUAACGAGGGCGAGGAUAGGGUGGAUGGCCCUCCAGCAGCCCCAGGUUCAGUGCGGAAAGAAAGCGGCUGGGGGGCGGUGUGUUUACGGUUGGCAAGGCGUGUGCCAUGCCGUCGCUGUGAUUACCAGCCGGGCGUGCGUAAAGAGAAAAGCAAUGGAGGGGGGCUCACGGUGAGCUGUGACCCAUGGGUCGUUUCGUGGGGCGCUUAGGCCGAAUGGGCGUCUGUUGCGCGCCUAGAAGAGCCUGAGGUGCAUGACGGUUCACUAUGUGUGGGCUUCUUGGAAGGGUGUAUGGUCGGUGGGUUGGGAGCUGCGAUAGAGGACGUGACGGGAGACCGCUCUAUUUUCCAUUAUUAGGGUGACAUUAAUGCACUGACCACUUUGCGCGUGCGAGCUGCGGGGCCUAUAGAACCGUCCUCGGGCCCUAUCGAGUGGCAUGUCCAGGAGGGGACUACGUUUUUACCUGUGGGUUGGUCGGUGCAUGCUUUACUAAUGAACAGCGACUGCGAGCAUACCCAGACGGAAACACGGAAUUUGUUAUCUUGCCUGAACUGGACGCUGCAGAUACCGUAUACGAUAUGGGGUUGCGGAUGGGGACUUGAGUGCUGACCUCUAUGUGGGCAAUACCUGUCCUUGGCCCGUAUGAUGCGACGCACCUCUGGCAUUAACUGGAACACUCAGUCGCCGGCGGGAACUACACAACAAUUGUGCGAUCACGAGAGAUAUGUCCAUUAGGCAAAAUAUAAGCAUUCAGGAUGCCGACCACAUACGGGGUUUGCAGAGGCGUGG